AUGGUGGAUAGUUAUUCAGACAAAGUUCUCGCCAGAGAGAAGAGUAACUACUUUCCUGCGAGGGCCACAGGAGGUACAGGCGUUUCUUCAGUCGCUGUGUUACAGCGCCAGGUCGGUGCUGCUGCCGCCCUGGAUAAGGCGUUGUGGGCUGAGGGAUCACGUUUUCUUCCCGCUGACCAGGGGCCCCUUUCUCUACCCCCUACCUCGCAUGCCACCCUGCCUCCCGCCCUCACCCGGCUCCGUCCUCGGGCUCGAGGUUUCGCGGUGUUUUUCAUCCCCGCGCCCCCCCGGGAACAGCCGGGCGAGGCCGCGGUCGCUGUGCGUGUCCGUGUGCUGUGGGCAGAGGGUUGUGCUGAAACACCAGAUUUAGGCUCCUGGGGUCGUUUCGGGCAGAGGAGGGCAGGGGCAGCUGGGCGCAGGCCUCUGCUGACACCAGACAUGGUGGCCGAGGCGAGGGUAGCUGAAGUGAGGGUGGCCGGGAUGAGGGCAGCUGAGGCCGCGGAGCGAGCGGGAGGGCAGGGGCAUCCUGCCGGGAACGGGACCGUGCCCGGCGGGGCUGGUCCCCCGCAACGGUGGAGGAGGAGGCCGCGCCGCAACUCCCUCACGGAGGAGGACGGCAGCCAGGAGUUCUCCACCCGCAGCCACUUCCUCUACUAUCUCUUCAGCCUGGGCACGGAGCUGGGCAACGAGCUCUUCUACAUCCUCUUCUUCCCCUUUUGCAUCUGGAACUUGGACGCCUGGCUGGGCCGGAGGCUUAUCAUCAUCUGGGUGUGGGUGAUGUACCUGGGGCAGUGCACCAAGGAUGUCAUCCGCUGGCCGCGGCCUGCCUCCCCGCCCGUGGUGAAGCUGGAAGUCUUCUACAACUCCGAGUACAGCAUGCCCUCCACCCACGCCAUGUCGGGCACCGCCAUCCCCCUGGCGCUCCUGCUGCUCAGCUACGGCCGCUGGCAGUAUCCCCUUAUGUUUGGACUGAUCCUUGCAUUCUGCUGGUGUUCUUUGGUUUGCUGUAGUCGAAUUUACAUGGGAAUGCAUUCAAUUUUGGAUGUUAUUGCUGGAUUUCUGUAUGCUAUUCUUAUAUUGGUUGUCUUCCAUCCAGUUGUGGACCUGAUUGAUAACUUCAACUUAACUUACAAAUAUGCACCCUUAAUUAUCAUCAGUCUCCAUUUAGCCCUGGGCAUCUUCUCUUUUACUCUAGACACCUGGAGCACAUCGCGAGGAGACACAGCUCAGAUACUGGGCUGCGGUGCUGGAGUAGCCUGUGGCUCUCACGUUAACUACAUAAUGGGUCUAAAGUUAGAUCCUCCUCCCGAGACCUUACCUUUAUCUCUUUCCUCUCUCACUGUGACUGUGUUUGGAAAAGCCAUAUUGCGGUUGUUGAUUGGUGUGAUAGUUCUGUUGUUAACAAAAGUAGUGAUGAAAAAAGCCACUAUUCCACUGGCAUGUAAAAUAUUUCGCAUACCACAUGAUGAUGUACGGAAAGCAAGACAACGCAUGGAAGUUGAGCUUCCCUAUCGCUAUAUUACUUAUGGAAUGGUUGGGUUCUCACUCAUGUUUAUUGUUCCUUGCCUCUUCCAUUUUAUUGGUCUGUCUUGAUGAAGUUUUAUCACUUUAAAUAAGGAGAACAGAGCUAGUUGCUUUUUGAAGAGGUGCACUAGUUUGCUAAGGGAAGGCCAGUGAGCUUGGCUUUAGCAGGGUCUUUAACAGCAGUGCAUAGCAGGCAAAGCAUUUAAAGAACUUUGCACGUCUUUGGGUAUGGUGUGGGGCCAGAAGUCAAAUAUCAGGCCAUGAGAAGUGCUGAACUCUAUAAAUGCUAUGUCUAGACUUAAUUGCUGUUACAAAGUCUGUGUGUGUGUGUGUGUGUGUGUGAUGCAAUGAAUGUACUUGGAAUGUCUGUCAUGCUGUACCUGUAUACAUUGAGAUUUUAACAGGUAUGUCUGACAGCUAAUCAGAAAGCUCCAUUCAUGAUCUGUUUGCCAUUUCAUAGUAAUUUAUUCAAGUUGUUGGACCAUAGACUGCUAAAUUUGCUUUCCUCUAUUCUUUCCAGAAGUCCUGCUUCAAAAUGUUUCAGCUAAUAGGCAUUUUAACGGACCAAACUUGUAAUGAGUUUGAAUUUUUCUAAAAAAGAAAGAGAGCCUUUUUCUUUAGCCCCCUCUACAGAGCAAAAUAUCUGAACUGGUUUUGAUAGAUAUCACUAACAUAUGUGAUUUAGGUACUGUAUUUUAUGGUUUAAUAACUGUGCCUUUCUGUUGCUAAAUUAAGAAAUGCCAUAUAUACUGUGAUGUAAAAAUGCCUAAUUUUAUUUAAAAUCCUACAUGAUUAGGCAGAUGUUUUUAAAUAUUGGAUUGUCCACCUUACUGGCAUGGUUCAAGUUAACCAGAAUAUUCAGUAUAGCCUGAUCAAAACUACAUAAAUGAAAUGACCCAAGAAUUGUGUUCUUAAGUUCAAAAUGUUGUAAAUGGACAAUAAUCCCUUUUGUAAGUAUUUUUAAUGUGUAUUGUAAGUUACUGGAAGAGAAUAUAUUUUUCUGGAGAUUGUUUAUACAGUGAACAGAUAUUCAAAAUUAAUUAUCUAAAUGUGUAAACAAUAAAAACACCCCAUUCUGGAAAGAAAUGGGCCUCACUAUUCCAAACUAAUUUAGAAGGACCAUUGUUUUUAGAUAUUUGCUUAGAAAAUAUAAUCCUUAUUCUAGAAAAAAAAAGUAUUUUUAUGCAUUAACGUACUAUAUUUAAAGGUGAUGAGCACUUUUACCCAAUUUACCUAUAGGAAAAUAUAAUGAUCAAAUUAAAUUUUUAAUCAUUCUGAUAGGCAGAUUGUGAGCAGUCAAGACAGUAUGCAUAAAUGGUUUGUGCAUAUGUAAAUUUUACCAAAUUAUUAUGCACUUUUCAGCUUUUCAUGUUCCUUUUUCCAGUCACAAGUAGAAUAUGACUCCUCAACUGUAAUUUCAUGUGCCUCUUUUGUGUUUCAUUUUGACUGUAUUAAUGCAAUGCCCAAUUUGUUCUUUACAUGUCAGGAACUGUUAUAUUGCAGCAAGAGCUGUCUUAUUGUCUGGCCAGACAUGAAUUAUUUAGUUCUGUAUUGUACAUUUCUUUAAGGGAAAACAUAAUUUGGUUUGGUUGGGAAGUACAGUGAUUAGAUAAAAUACAAAGCUUACAUUUUUUGUAAACAACAUUUGGAAUUGGAAGGGUUUUUUGUAUUGGAGAUCAUAUCUCCAAACUGUUAAUAUGUAAAUUCACAAAAUGAACUUUGUAUCCCUUUCCUCAGAGCAGUCAAAGUUACUGUACACUGGCAUUAGAUGGUGUGAAGAGCUGACUUUUCUGAUGCAUUUCUUCAGUGCAUUCAGAAUGCACCACGAUGAAUGUAUUCAAACCGAUGUAUUCAGAACUGAUAGCGUGUUAAACAACUUCUAUAGUUGAAAAGACCUUACCUAGUAGAAAAUGGUUAGCUUGUUUCAGUGCAUAUUUCCGGAUUUGAUUUUUCUAUCUGUUCUUUUGCAGUUUAAUGCUGAAUGUGCAGUAAAAGGUAUAUCGGUUUCCAAGGUUUUGAGGGGAGGGAUUUCCCACUGGUUUGGCUUUGCACACUAAGAUAGUGAUUAAAUAGCUGGGGGGAAUGUACACAAAAUGCCUUACGCUUAAAGCCCUGAGCAAGUGGUGUAGUUCCAAUUAUAGUAAAUUAUUCUGAGGACCGGUGAAAAUAGGAUAACUUUCUCUGAAAUUUAGGGCAUAUUCUCCUUAAAUAGCUUUACAGUUUGUAGCAAAAAAAUAUUUAAAUUCUAGCACAGAAGUGAGCAAAACUAAUUUUUAAGCUACAUAUUUGGCUUCUAGGAACUUCAAGUUUACAGCACAAGAGUGUUCUUAAAGCUGUGUUUUCUAGCUGUGCUUGCUCUGUUUUACUAUUAAUGGAAAAUAAUAAAAUCUACUGUGGAAGAUACAGAAUGGGUGAAAAAAUAUGCAGGUAGGGCUUUCAACAGUCUAAGGAAAAUUGCACUGUAACUUAUUCUACUGUUACUCAUAAAUACAUAUUUUAUAUUUUUAUACAUUGCAUUGGGUAAUUUCAAAAUGUCAUGUCCCAUGUAUCACAUAGUCUAGUACACAGGAAAUGUAUAUCGGAAUGUUUAUACAGCACCUUUACAACCCUGUCUCUAAGACUGCAACUACUUCACUGAAGUUGAUGUGAAAAAUUUUACUAUUCUGUUUUCAUGUUUUAUAAGGGACUAGGCUCAAGAGGACAGUUUAGCACAAAAUAUCACGCAAUAUGAAUAUUGUUAUAAAGAAUCACAGAAAUGCAAAAAUUAAAAAAUCCAACUUAAAUAUUUGCAUUUUAGUAUAUUUUUGUCUAAUAAUAAGCCAAGAUUCCUUCAAAUCAGGCAUAAGAAAAGAGCAGAUAAAACUGGAGCACUUUCUUUGCCUGUAGCUAUUCCUAGAGCUGAACAUGAAAAAAUGUUUCUAGUAUGAGCAUCAGCUGGUACCAAAUUAUUUAUAAAUAAACUUAACAUAGCUUUAAAAGGUAGGUAAAUAUCUUUUCAGAAGGAUGAUACACUUGAAACCUUUUGUGAAGUGGGACAAAAACGUAUUCAUAUGUCAUUGCUAGUGAACUUCCUCAGUUCUAGGUUGUAUAGUCCUAAAGAGAGAAAUUACUACUUUACAGAAGCAGAUAUCAAUACACAUUUAUUACAAAAAGCUACGAGUUAAAUUUUUAACUUAAUUACUGUAUGAAAUAAAACCUGAAACUGCACUUGACAUGACUGUUAAUUUGGCACACAAUUCUGUUUUCCAAGACGCUGAAGAGACUUGAAUUUGUCUUAGACUGCCUUGAAUGUAGGAGCAGGAUUUGUUAUGACUUAAUCAGAACUAACAUAUGCAUUGCAUCUUGGGUAAGUCCUAGAAUCUAUUAUUUUGAAAAAAGUUUCAUGUUUAUAAAAAAGCUAUUACUUGUGUUUCUGAUACCAUGAACUGGGAUUGAAGUGUCUUUGUCCUGUGUGAUCGCUUAUGAAGCUCUUCAGUCUCUGAUCACAUUUGCCUUAUUACUUUGCAAAUUGGGAAGGGGAGGAAAGGGGAAGGUGGAGAAGUUAUUUUAAGGUAAAUUGGCAAACCAAAGGGAGUAGUAUUUUGUUUAUUUAUUUGGAAAUUUAAAAAAAAAAAAAAAAAAAAGUGCAUUUCUUUUAAAAUGGCAUCUCUAAAUGUGAUAUAUAGCUUUUGUUGUUGGUUUUGGUUUUUUGUUUUUGUUUUUGUUUUUUUUACCAGAACAGUGUUAAAUUGUCUGGAUUUUAAGAGCUGUUAUGUUUUCCUUUGCUAUUAUUUUUUAUUACUGCUUUCAGUAUUUUUUACUCCAUUUCUUGCUUAUUUCCCAGGGAGCCUGAACUUUUUGUAAGCAAUUGCUACUGAUGUGAAGAUUGUAAUUUUGAACUUGUAAAUACUUAAGGGCUGUUAGUGGCUGUUAGCUGCUCAAAUACAUAAAAACAAACCUUGCAUGCUGUAAGUAAAUACAUCUGUUGUGCUAAAAGUUGUUUCUGUUUCAGUAUUUGCUUUCUCAAUAGAAAAUUGAGAUUUUUAUUUUUUACAUACAAUACACAAGAGAUUUAUUAGUUCAGUGGUCUGAAGGGGCAUUGCUCUCUAACUCCUGUUGACUUCACUGGGAGUUCUGCAUCUGGUUCCUUCCCAUAUUACACUGAGAAUGAACCCUGAAGGUUGUAUCCAUGCUCUGACAUGUGUACAGGCAUCAGUGUGUGCAAAGGGACUUACUUUCUAAGGUGUAAAUGUAAUAUACUUGCUUUUGAGGUCUGAGAGAUUGUUCUCUUUAAAAUCAUACUUAGACCAGUUUUCACAAGACUUUUAAAGGGCUUAACGUGGAAGCUGUUUCUUAGUAGUUGGAAUUGGCUGCACAUUUGCAACCCUUCAUUGAUGCUUUCCCCUCCAUACCAUAAUUGUGCUGAAUGACAAAAUCCCAAAAUAAUGUCAGUAGAUAAAAUGAUGACAAGAGAAUUGAUUUCUUGGGGUAUUGUGACUCAACUUUACUGUAAUUGAUUUUUGGGUGGUUUUGGGGUCUAAUGUAGAAUGUUUCUAGGUUAUACAAUUUAUUUAUCUGUUCUACAAAUGACUUUGAGGAAACUUUGACCUUUUUUGAGGGAGGAAGUCUCUUUGAAUUCAUGCAGAACUUUAUUGUAGUGAAAAGCUUAAGUGGCCUUUCUGUUUCAGAAAAAAAAUAAUAGAAGCCUAUUUUAAAAUUUACUGUAAAUACCAUAUUUGUCAAAUUGAUAGAUUAGUUGGGAUGCUAAUGUUGUUUUUCUUCCUGUAAUACUUACUGAAACAAAGGCAAACAAAGCUUAAUUUGAAACAAAAUGUGGUAUUUUGUGACAGAGAGGAUAUAGCUCUUUAGGUGUUCUCUAAAAAGCAAAUAUCACACGCUGGAGUUGAAGCAAAUUUAACUGUGUAUUAGAAAAAUUUCUUUGCAUUCCAUUCUGCAGCAGAAAUAAUUUAUUUGCAUGUUGAUAAGAGUCCAUUUAACAAAAUGAAGCAAAGCAAUAUGUGUUUGCAGUGUAUAAUUAGUAAAUCUUCCUGUAGGAUCAAAGAAUAGAGGGUACACAGGAGAAUGCUACCUUAAAGGUAUUGACCAGUAAAUGUAAAUAAAAGUCCUAUCAAGUUGGAGAAUUUUAUUCGUCACUAAACUUUGACUAAAUUAGUCACUAAGUUUUUCCCACAACUUUAUUUUUGUUAGAAAGUGUAAUGAAAGAAAAGGGUGAUAUUCCUGAAGUGGAAAUUAGAACUUAAGACAAUUCUAGAUGUCUAAAGUAUCAUAACUGAAAGAGAUCAGUUCAGGAGCUAGUAACCUGAAAA
Messenger RNA from Athene cunicularia (burrowing owl), 6830 nucleotides. RefSeq names its product sphingosine-1-phosphate phosphatase 1 (gene SGPP1). Gene Ontology annotation, biological process: sphingosine metabolic process; phospholipid dephosphorylation. NCBI's taxonomy places the organism in Eukaryota, Metazoa, Chordata, Aves, Strigiformes, Strigidae. The coding region runs from base 1 to 1593 and encodes 530 amino acids. Gene Ontology annotation, cellular component: endoplasmic reticulum membrane. The transcript has 5 exons. The record is from RefSeq and is a predicted model, not a curated record. Gene Ontology annotation, molecular function: sphingosine-1-phosphate phosphatase activity.